GAUAGUGUGUUGCUGUUGCUUUUGCUCCCAUGAUUUCAUUGUUUGUUUUCUUCAAGCAAUCUGCAUUCUUUAUUCACAGUGGAUUGGCUGCCCAAAGAAACCUCGAACCAUAAUUUCUGUGAAAAGGAUGGGUAACCUUGAUACUGAGCCAUUUUUGGAAGCAGCUAAGAGGAAGUUUUCUGAUGAGGUGAAUGGGAAAGCAAGGCCUAGGAAAAAAGCUAGGAAUAAAGUUUCUGAGGAAGUGCAAUUGAAAGCAGUCGAGUGGUGCUCAAAGUGGGAUGAAUGUCUUAAAGAUCCAAGUUGGCAUCCCUUCAAAAUUGUAGUUGAUAAAGAAGGGAAAUCCAAGGAAAUUUUAGACGGAGAAGAUGAAAAACUGAAAAGUUUAAAGGAUGAAUUCGGGGAUAAGGUGCAUGAUGCAGUAGUUACAGCUCUAAAGGAGUUAAAUGAGUACAAUCCUAGUGGAAGAUACUCAAUACUUGAACUCUGGAAUUUUAAGGAAGGAAGGAAGGCUACGGUGAAGGAGGGUGUUUCACAUUUAAUUAGGCAAUGGAAAUCAGCUAAGCGAAGGAAAACUUACCGAAACUACUUUUAAGGCGGUUAGAAUUUAGAAUUGGACUUAUGUGUAAUUUUACGAGGAUUAGUUUUGCUAUCUAAAAACGUUUA
Medicago truncatula (barrel medic) is the source of this 663-nucleotide messenger RNA. Its product is annotated as factor of DNA methylation 3. The coding region runs from base 128 to 592 and encodes 154 amino acids. The transcript has 2 exons. Lineage: Eukaryota; Viridiplantae; Streptophyta; Magnoliopsida; Fabales; Fabaceae. The record is from RefSeq and is a predicted model, not a curated record. Gene Ontology annotation, biological process: gene silencing by siRNA-directed DNA methylation.